This is a messenger RNA of Tupaia belangeri chinensis (Chinese tree shrew), 691 nucleotides long. RefSeq names its product synaptogyrin 1 (gene SYNGR1). Gene Ontology annotation, cellular component: neuromuscular junction; synaptic vesicle membrane. Lineage: Eukaryota; Metazoa; Chordata; Mammalia; Scandentia; Tupaiidae. The record is from RefSeq and is a predicted model, not a curated record.
UUGUUCUCCAUCGUGGUGUUCGGCUCCAUCGUGAACGAGGGCUACCUCAACAGCUCCUCGGAGGGCGAGGAGUUCUGCAUCUACAACCGCAACCCCAGCGCCUGCAGCUACGGCGUGACUGUGGGCGUGCUCGCCUUCCUCACCUGCCUGCUCUACCUGGCCCUGGACGUGUACUUCCCGCAGAUCAGCAGCGUCAAGGACCGCAAGAAGGCCGUCCUGUCCGACAUCGGCGUCUCGGCCUUCUGGGCCUUCCUCUGGUUUGUUGGCUUCUGCUUCCUGGCCAACCAGUGGCAGGUCUCCAAGCCCAAGGACAACCCGCUGAACGAAGGGACAGACGCGGCCCGGGCCGCCAUCGCCUUCUCCUUCUUCUCCAUCUUCACUUGGGCGGGCCAGGCCGUGCUGGCCUUCCAGCGGUACCAGAUUGGCGCCGACUCGGCCCUCUUCUCCCAGGACUACAUGGACCCCAGCCAGGACUCCAGCAUGCCUUACGCCCCCUACGUGGAGCCCAGUGCAGGGCCGGACCCCGCCGGCAUGGGCGGCACCUACCAGCAGCCGGCCAGCGCCUUCGACGCCGAGCCUCAGGGCUAUCAGUCGCAGGGCUACUGAGCCACAGUGACCGCCUGCUCCCGCCUGCCCCUGGCCCCCUGCACCCCCAGCCCAAGCCCCCGCACCUCGUCCCCCACUCACUCCC